AGAAUUGCAUAAUCCUAAGCUUUCGUCAGGGAGGAGGGGCCAAACUGGGAGAGAGACAAGCAGAGGGACUUUCUCGAAAGUUUACUAUGAUACUCGGUAGGUCUCUCAAGAGACGGGAUCAAGGACAGAAAUAGCUUGGCGGGGGAUCAGAUAUGGAGGUAGUAGAGAAGGUCCUGAGUGUGGCCCACAUCAUCUAUGCCCAGUGCGAACACGUGAAGUGCUGUAAACACCAGUGCCACCGUCUUGUGUACCGCGUUCGCAUCCUGCUGAGGCCUGUGGAGGUCCUCAGGGCACAGCCUCCAAAACAAAUCUCCUCCCAGGUAGAAGAGACGCUGCAGCAGCUGCUGGAGACCUUGGAGAAGGCCCAGGAGCUGGUGAAGAAGUACAGCCAGACGAACUGGCUGCAGAAGUUCCUGAAAGCCAGCGAUGUCAUGGAAGAGUUUGCACGGGUGAACGAGCGCCUUGGGGAUGCUGCUCAAGGGCUCUCACUCCUGCUGCAGGCUGAGCAUAAACAGUCCUUCCUCGAGACCUUUCAGCGAGACACCUGCAGCAGGGAGGACAGCCAGGACACCAAGGAUGACAAAGCCCUCUGGGAGGAGCUGCUCACAAGAAGUACAGUGACUAAAGAUGCAGUGGAUAACGUCCACAAUGAUGUCAGACAUGUGGGAACAAAGGUGGAGGAUGUGGGAAGCAGGGUGGAAGAAGUUCGCCAAAUGAUGCAAAAGUUGCAGGAUGCAGUCAUGAAAAAGGACAAUGCUAUUCCAAGAGAGGAAAUCACUGAGAUUAGGAUGGAGGAUCUCACUAAAACCUCAUGGACCUUCCUGAUGGACUCCAAAAGCCACACGCUCUACAAAGGAGAAUUCUACAAGUACCCUGUUGCCAUCAAAGUCUUCAAAAACCCUGUGAUCACCUCCACUGAGAAGGUGAGGGAGAUUUUCAGGAAGGAGAUUGAAACCAUGAAGAAGUUUGAGUCUCCGAACAUCCUUCGUAUGUACGGUAUCUGCAUCGACGAGAGAGGUUCGAGCCCUUGUUUCUCCAUUGUCAUGGAGUACUGUGAAAAGGGGACCCUGCGGGAUGUGCUGACAAGGAAACCCCAGCUCCCCUGGGAGACUCGCAUUCGGAUGGCACUAGAUGCGGCCAGAGGCCUAUACAGGUUGCACCAGACGGGGGAGAAGUCUAAAUUGCAUGGAUGCAUCAAUAGUACCAAGUUCCUAGUUGCUAAAGGUUACUGUGUGAAGCUGUCAGGAUUUGAACUGAGUAAAACUGAGUCAUCCAUUAAGAGGAGCUGCAAGAAGAAAGUGACAGAUGUCCCUGCUUCGGCUUACAUCUCUCCCCUGGGCCUAGCUUCCCUGUGCCACAAGUAUGACAUGCCCAGUGAAAUAUACAGCUUCGGGAUCGUCCUGUGGGAGAUUGCGACCAGCAAAAUUCCAUUUGAAGGCUGCAGCUCCCAAGAGAUCUAUCAGAAAGUUUAUGAGCAACGUUACCAGGAUCCUGUUGGGGAAGAUUGCCCCUCCCACCUGCGGGAUGUCAUCAACCAGUGCCGGGCCUUUGAGCCUUCGCAACGUCCUUCUGCAGAAGAGAUUGUGGACUCGCUGAUAGACAUCUAUGGCAAGAUAAAUACAGCAAGCUAGCUGCAAGACACAAACACAAGGAGCCCCGUGAAGAAAGCAGCCAAGUGCGGUUAGGAGCAAAGCAUGGUCUGCUCCAUCCCUGUCUACCAUGACUCUCUAGCAUGAAGGUUGUCACACUUUUCCAGCUCUGUAGACUCUGCUUUUUUAAACAGCAUUUUGACCUGCCCUCCAACUUCGAGGGUGCAACUCUGAGCCUUUAAAGUUGUGCCUGCAAUUUUGCAUCUGCAAUUUACUGUGGACAUGGUUUAUAGCACUUAGAUGUCUCCCUUCCUGAGCAUGCUGCCAAGAUUAGAAAGCCAUUUCUAUUUCAUGUAGGGGGACCAGCCUAUCAUCCUGAAGGGAAGCUCCCUUAGCACUGUCAACAGGGUGGGGGGAGUCAAGGUGAGGCUGUGAUAGCUUGGGUGCUGGCUUUAGGUGGGGAACUAAUACUUAUGUGGAAAAUUGAGAGAGUUUGGCAAAUGGUGGUAGGCAUCAAGGUGCAGGCGCUUGUCCCAGCACUGCGGGGGGGGUUGUAGCUGGGGUAGGGAGCAGCCUAGGUAGGGGGGUCAGUUUAAAGCAGGGGUCUCAAACACAUGGCCCACAGGCCUAUUUCCUGCGGCCUACAUCCAGGCCAGGGGUGGGCAAACUACACCCACAGGAUUGUCCCCUCAAGCCCCGCGCUGGCUAGCAUCACGUCCCUGCAGCCGGGGGGAGGGGAGAAGCAGAAGGCUCCGUCCCUGUGUUGCCCUGGCUUCCAGGCACGCCACCCCCCAUCCCCUCCCCUGCAGCUCCCAUUGGCCAGGAACGGGGAACCACGGCCAAAGGGAGUUUGGGGGGAGGUACCUGGAGGAGCGGCAAGCAGUGUGCGCAGCCCUGCGUCCUCCCUCCCCCAGGGGCCGCAGGGACAUGGUUCCAGCUACUUCCCGGAGCCGAGCAUAGCGGGGCCGGGGCUGGAGCUGGCAGCCUGCCCUUGGCCCGGCCUGUGCUGAUGCCACCCCAGAGCCCUCCUGGACCCUGCCCCCCAACCCCCUGCCCUGGGCCCCCUGCUGCAUCACACACCUCUCCUGCACCCCAACCCCCUACC
This is a messenger RNA of Chrysemys picta bellii (western painted turtle), 2694 nucleotides long. It is a transcript of the gene MLKL, whose product is annotated as mixed lineage kinase domain like pseudokinase. Gene Ontology annotation, molecular function: ATP binding; protein kinase activity. Lineage: Eukaryota; Metazoa; Chordata; Testudines; Emydidae. The record is from RefSeq and is a predicted model, not a curated record. Gene Ontology annotation, biological process: protein phosphorylation; cell surface receptor signaling pathway.